This is a messenger RNA of Yarrowia lipolytica CLIB122, 1164 nucleotides long. RefSeq lists its product as uncharacterized. Gene Ontology annotation, molecular function: nucleic acid binding; zinc ion binding. The record is from RefSeq and is a predicted model, not a curated record. Lineage: Eukaryota; Fungi; Ascomycota; Dipodascomycetes; Dipodascales.
AUGUCCUCUGCUGGCCCCACCAAAAACACCGACCAGGACCUUGCUCUCAAGUUUGCCCGUCUCAAAUGCGAUUCCGACCCUGAGGCCUACAUCUGGGAGUACCGAAACCUCCAUCUGGCCCUCGGCCUGUCCGAUGCUGCCAACACCUCGCCCAAGGGCGACCUGGUCAUGGGCGCCAUCUUUGUGUCCAACCUGCCCGAGCCUGUCCAGAAGCGAAUGGACAUGUCGCUCCUGGGCAACAUGACCGAUCUCAUCUGGGAGGCCUUCCAGGCGUCCGAGACGGAGCGGGAGUGGCAGCGAUUCAAGGAAAUCCACCCCGACGCGGUCGAGGAGGACGAUGACGAGUCCAUGGCCGCCUCCGACGUGGAAGACAUUGCCUCAACACGAACGUCUUCCCCUGUCCUGCCCUCCGUGCCCUCCACCCCCAAGGAGACGGUGGUUUCCACCCCGGAAAUCCCCCAGGAGAUCCCCAUGGUUGGUACUCCCACCACCCCCAACAUGAACAUUCCCCAGGCCACGUCGCGAAACGUGUCAUCCGGCUCCGGUCACAAUGUUCCUGUCGUGGCCUCCUCCGCCACCACGUCGCCCAACAACUCUUCUUCGCAAGCCGAAGGAAUCUACCAGCCCAAGUUCCGACAGACUCACAGUCGAUCCGCCUCGCAGUCUGUCAUUUCCACUACCCCUCUUUCCGAACUCGGCAACACCAGUAUGAACGGCAACAACGGCGGAGGUCCCCGACGAAUCGAGUCGCGUCACAAGCGAUCGCAGAGCAAUGCCAAGCCUGCUGCUAACGCUGCUCCUGCUCCUGUCUCCAAUGUCACCUACGGUGGCGUUGGAGUGGGCCAAAUCCCCUCCUUCUCGCCUGCCACAGGCGCUAACACCACCGACUUUGCUCCUUCUCGAAGCAGAGCCGCAUCCAUUGUUAGCAACGGCGGCAACGGAGGUAGCGGAGGAAACCAGGGCGAGCGAAAACCCUCUUCGGCCAAGCGGCCCAACGGUAAGUUCACCCACACUGGACGACUUACCUCCAAGGAGAAGACCCGACGACAAGAAAAGGGUCUGUGUCUGUACUGUGCCAAGCCCGGCCAUGCACGACCCCAGUGUCCAGUGCUGCACGAGAAGGCCAGCGCCGGCACCCGAAACCUCAAGCAGCGUGCUUGUUAG